AUCAGUUUCUUACAAAAACUCAACGAGUAAAGUCUUCUUAUUUGGGAUUUUACAGAAUGCGAUCGCCUUUUCUUCUUUUAGUCCGCAGAGAAACGUCGAGCUGCGCAGUUGUGAGCUGGGCGUUGGAACUUUAUAUUUUAUUUACACAUAUGUAUAUAUGCAUAUGUACUUAGAUCGAGUGUAACUGUUAAAAAGCAUGGCCGGCCACCCUAGUGAAUUUAACGUGAAAGCGAUCCUACAGAACAGUUGUUAUUUAUAAUUCCACCAACCGAAGAGUGUCAUGGACGCUGAAAGUGAUAGCGAUGUGGAGAUCAUAGAGACGGAACUCAUGAACCAUCAUCACCACCAUCGCCAGACGGAACCAAAGAGGCAUCCCGCAAAGAUGUACCCGCAAAUUCCAUCCGCCAUACCCUCCCCACCAUUUUCACCCACUGAUCCUACGGAUAUGCCGCUGGUCAAGGAGAUUCUGGCUCGCAGUGAACAUAUAAAUGUUCCCGAAGGAACCGUGCUCUGUGUUCCGUGCUACCUGUGCAAACAGCCCUUCAAUGAUAUUGAAUCCUUCAAGGAGCACCUCACCCAACAUGCGGCGGAAAUUAACGCCUGGAAUAACACGCGUGCGCAGGAGCAGACACCUCCGCCGACGAUAACACCCUUUGUUCAGUCCAUGAAUAAACCAUUCGUGCAUCCCACAGAUCAGCACUUAUUUCAUUCCAUUGAUCAUGGUGACAUGGAUCACCAUCACAAUGCCCACUACCGCAAUCGGAUGGAGUUUGGCUGUCCGCCACCCAUGGAUUUUUACUCACCGCCGCUCGAACCAGAAAUUCCAUUUCAAAUGCCUGCGGUUCAUCAACAUCCGAUUCAGAUACCACCCAUGUAUAUGACCGCUCAGCAUACGGCUUAUGAGCCACCAGUGCAGUUUUUAGGUCAUCGGCCACUCGAACUGCGCCAAAAACUUCCAAUGUCACCGCAAUCUCCUCUGGAGCCUUCUGGUCAUCCAAUGGCAAGCGCGAUUCCAAGUAACCAACAUACUUCGCUUGAAAUGCAAAACCUUUGUGUGCCGGAAGGAAUUCUCACAAGGGUGGAGGAACCACCGGUCUUGGAAAAUCCCCGACCCCAAGCACAAGAUCCGAUUCAGGAUGCGGGUGCAGGGAAGUCCCGAUCGGCGGUUCUGAUCGAACCCAAGCCCCCAAAUGCCAAAUCCUUGGCUUUCAAUCAAGGUCAGUUCGAGUGCAAUUGGUGCGGAAAGCGAUUGAGCUCCCGCCAGUCGCUGAAAUACCACGAGAGCCACUUCCACGGGAAUAAAGAGCUGGCUGUGAAUCGGUUAGAGAAGAAUUUGACCAAGCAGCAUAAGUGCCUCACAUGCAAGAAACGCUACAAGCGGCGGACCUUCCUCCUGAUGCACAUGAAGGUCAAACACGGGAUUGCUUUCCCGGGCAGAGUAAAUGCUGAUCCCGAAUAUCCAAAAUCUGUAGAUUCGCCUGUAUCCGCGAAGGUUCCUGUCUCCCCAAUGUCGUCGCCGAACGAGGCACCGAAAAAGGAGAUAUGGAGCACACGAAUAUUCAACGCUGUGGCGGCAGCAAAGUAUCAACCGGCCAGCGAGCGGGCGGACAAGUAUCUGGUUGCGCCACGUCAGCAAACCGAGCAGUUGGAAUCGGGUUUUACGAUCACGUCCAAACGGACAUAUCCACUUCGUUCGCCCUACUUCAAUCCGGAUCUAUGGCUGGACUGCGAUUCAUACUUAUAGGUUGAACUUGGCUGGAUUUUAAGAAGCUUGGGGUAUCAAAUAUUCGAGCUAAUAAGAUAGCCAAUAGCGCCCUUGUUAUUUUUACUUAUAAAAUAUCACUUCGUUUCAUGGAGCUUCUGACUAUGUACGAUGUACAUACAUAAUAGCAUGGAUACAUAUCGCACUCGCAAGCGAUUUAUUCUGUAGCCUCAGCACUUUGGAUCUGGAUCUCGACGUCGAAGUCCCAAAGCCCCAAACUUCUUGUCAUAAUAAAGAAACUAAAAACGCUGAGCAUUGCAAUACAUUUUAAGCACUCGGACGCUCAAAUUCGUCCGUUUCUGUCAUAAGUUUUGUACAUAAAAUGGAAAUAAAGAAACGCCCAAGCAAAACCC
This is a messenger RNA of Drosophila melanogaster (fruit fly), 2115 nucleotides long. RefSeq names its product linking immunity and metabolism (gene Lime). Lineage: Eukaryota; Metazoa; Arthropoda; Insecta; Diptera; Drosophilidae. The transcript has 2 exons. The coding region runs from base 281 to 1744 and encodes 487 amino acids. The record is from RefSeq and is marked reviewed.